Trypanosoma cruzi is the source of this 542-nucleotide messenger RNA. RefSeq lists its product as uncharacterized. Gene Ontology annotation, cellular component: RecQ family helicase-topoisomerase III complex; nuclear body. The transcript has a single exon. The annotation marks the transcript as partial. NCBI's taxonomy places the organism in Eukaryota, Euglenozoa, Kinetoplastea, Trypanosomatida, Trypanosomatidae. The record is from RefSeq and is a predicted model, not a curated record. Gene Ontology annotation, biological process: double-strand break repair via homologous recombination; resolution of meiotic recombination intermediates.
AUGUCGGCCCUGUCUACAGAAGUCAGAGCGCGCUAUCAUAUCGCCGUGUCUACCCGGUUUGUGGAGCGUCUCUCUGCCGCAGAGGGAACUGUCACGGCGGAGUACAUCUACCACCGGGCUCUCAACGAAAAUUUUAAGGACAUCACAGAUGUGGGGACGCUUCCGCACGGUAUAGCUUCCCAGGUAAGCAGCACGUUUACAAGCCCAGUGGUACUUCAAGUCAACAGCUCAAGGGAUGCUACGCAGCCCCUUCGGCCAUGCGCCGAUUCAUGCGAGGAAGAAAUGAUAUUUGCGGCUGCGUUUCAGAAAACGACGAACACACGUCUUCUGCGUCUUGUCCUCUCUGAUGGACACUCGGAGAUACCGGCAAUUGAGCUCACUACCCUUCGCGUGUUUCGUGGUAUACCUGUUCCAGGGGAGAAGCUCCUUGUUAAAGAGGGGACACAAAUUAAAAAUGGGGCCAUCAUCAUGACGGAAGAAUGUGUCGUGCCGCUUGGCGGAGAGGUGCUGCAGUUAAAGAAAGAAUUUCUUUCCAAGAGGAA